AUGGUCAUAGACACGAAAUUUGACUUGCUUCCAUUUCUUGCAAAACAUCAAAAAUUCAAGGCAAAGGUGGAAUACAAUCCUGACGAAAUUUGUGAGAUGAUCGAGACAGCUCGGGUGUUGUUCUCGAACGAAGGUGCACUGAUUGAUGUUUCAAUACCAGUGAUCGUUGUUGGUGAUAUUCAUGGACAGUACGUGGAUUUGCAACGGAUUUUUGCGGCGGUUGGGCGGCCAGGUCGAACACGCUUUCUGUUUCUUGGUGAUUAUGUCGAUCGUGGACCGCAGUCUCUCGAAUGUAUAUGUUCACUUGUCGCUUGGAAAAUCGCAUAUCCGAAAAGAAUAUUUUUACUUCGUGGCAAUCAUGAAUUUGCCUCUGUGAAUCGAGAAUACGGCUUUUAUGAUGAAUUAGCUGCAAGAUUUAGCGUUGGUCAGGCAAUGCGUCUGUGGAAAGAAUUCAACGAUCUAUUUUCAAUUUUCCCCUUUUCCGCUUUAAUAAAAAAUAGAAUACUCUGCAUGCACGGUGGUCUCAGCCCACAUCUCGAGUCGCUGAACGAUAUUCGCAAUAUAAAAAUGCCUGUAAUGGAGGUGUUCCCAGAUACAUUAGAACAGGAUUUAGUUUGGUCGGAUCCGAAAUUAGACAUCAAAGGUUACGAACCUAACAAAUUGCGUAAUGUGAGCGUGGCAUUUGGUGAAGACAUUGUCUAUAAAACAUGCAAGCGCUUAAACUUGGAUCUUAUUAUACGGGCACAUCAGGUGAUGGAAAAUGGGUAUGGAUUUUUUGCUGGUCGUAAACUAGUUACAAUUUUCUCGGCACCGUUAUAUGCAGAACUGAAUAACAGAGGAGCAGUUAUACGUAUUAAUGCAGAAAUGGUAAUUAGCUAUGUAUUAUUGAAUCCUGUAUCACAGACGACUGCUGGUAAGGAUAAUUUCCAACGUUCCUUCAAGGACGACCAAAGAUCCUAUCGUAUGGAUGAAUUGAAUAAUGCUACAAUGCUACCACAACUUCAAUAA
Molecule: messenger RNA, 1008 nt
Organism: Brugia pahangi
Lineage: Eukaryota; Metazoa; Nematoda; Chromadorea; Rhabditida; Onchocercidae
Source: the annotation of a GenBank genome assembly